Juglans regia (Persian walnut) is the source of this 740-nucleotide messenger RNA. RefSeq lists its product as uncharacterized. The transcript has a single exon. The annotation marks the transcript as partial. Lineage: Eukaryota; Viridiplantae; Streptophyta; Magnoliopsida; Fagales; Juglandaceae. The record is from RefSeq and is a predicted model, not a curated record.
AUGGAGGAAUUUAGAAAUGCCUUAUCUCGUGGUGGGUUGAGUGAUCUUGGAUGGAGGGGUAACAAGUAUACGUGGAGCAAUGGCCACUCAGAUGGGUCUUUUGUAAAAGAGAGGCUUGAUCGUGCUGUUGCAAACCAAGAAUGGAGAAGGGGUUACAGUAGGGUGGAGGUUGAAACUCUGGUUGCAUGGAGUUCUGACCACCUUCCUAUUUUACUAUCUUGUUAUAAUGACAAUACUUUGAAAGGAAGAUUUGAGAGACCCUUUCGUUAUGAAAUGAGCUGGGAUCAGGAAAAUGAAUGUGGAGAUACUGUGAAAGAGGUUUGGAAGGAGGAGAAGAGAAAGAGAGGUAGUCUCUUAAGUGUUCAGAGGUGCCUGAAGUCUUGCAGUCAGGCUCUCAGAAAAUGGUAUAUGGGUAAGAAUUCAAUGAGAGGGAGUGAGAUCAAGAGAUUUUCUGAGAAACUAAAAGAAUUAAAAGAAGAUGAAGGGCCUUUGAAUGUAGAUGAAAUAAGACAGGUGAAUAGGAAGUUGGAAGAGUUGUUGGAACAAGAGAAUUGUUGGUGGAGGCAAAGAGCUAAGGCCCAUUGGCUGCAACUUGGGGAUCGUAAUACUAAGUUUUUUCAUGCAAGUGCUAGCCAAAGGAAAAAAAAGAAUUCCAUUGUUGAAAUUGCUGAUGUUAAUGGGUUUACUGUGAGGAGGCAUGAAGAUAUUGAAGAGGCAUUUGGAGAGUAUUUUACAGGAGU